Messenger RNA from Penicillium lagena, 3873 nucleotides. Its product is annotated as Glycoside hydrolase family 35. Gene Ontology annotation, molecular function: phosphoprotein phosphatase activity; beta-galactosidase activity. Bases 1 to 3873 code for a protein of 1290 amino acids. Gene Ontology annotation, biological process: dephosphorylation; carbohydrate metabolic process. The record is from RefSeq and is a predicted model, not a curated record. Lineage: Eukaryota; Fungi; Ascomycota; Eurotiomycetes; Eurotiales; Aspergillaceae. Gene Ontology annotation, cellular component: vacuole. The transcript has 9 exons.
AUGCGCAUCUUCAGUGUCUUUUCUCUGCUUUUCGUUGCGUUGCUCUCAGGCUUCGGCCUGGUCGCCGCCACCAACAAUGGCAACACCACCGCCGUAACCUGGGAUCCGUACAGCCUGUCCGUGAACGGCGAGCGGGUGUAUAUCUUCUCAGGCGAAUUCCACUAUAUGCGCCUCCCCGUGCCGGAGAUGUGGCUGGAUGUGUUCCAGAAACUGCGCGCGAACGGGUUCAAUGCUGUCUCCAUCUACUUCUUCUGGAGCUACCACUCCGCUUCAGAAGGCACAUUCGACUUCGAAACAGGCGCCCACGACAUCCAACGUGUCUUCGACUACGCCAAACAGGCUGGUCUGUACGUGAUCGCCCGCGCAGGGCCCUACUGCAACGGCGAGACCUCGGCUGGCGGGUUCGCGCUGUGGGCUGCGAACGGGCAGAUGGGCGCAGAGCGCACGAGCGCUGAAUCGUACUAUACGCGCUGGCAACCGUGGAUUCUCAAUGUCGGCCGGAUCAUCGCCAAAAACCAGAUUACGAAUGGCGGGCCUGUUAUUCUCGUUCAGCAUGAGAAUGAACUGCAGGAGACGGAUCACAGUCCCACUAAUACUCUCGUUGAGUAUAUGGAACAGAUCUCCGCUGUUUUUACUGAAGCCGGGGUGGUUGUCCCAAGUACCCAUAAUGAGAAGGGCAUGCGCUCCGAAAGCUGGUCAACAGACUAUGAAGAUGUUGGCGGCGCGGUGAAUGUCUACGGUUUGGAUUCUUAUCCCGGCGGAUUAUCCUGCACGAAUCCAGACUCGGGAUUCAAUCUCGUGCGCACCUACUACCAAUGGUUCCAGAACUACUCCUACACGCAGCCGGAGUACCUUCCCGAGUUCGAGGGCGGCUAUUUCCAGCCCUGGGGCGGGUAUUUCUACGACCAGUGCGCCGCAGAGCAGUCCCCCGAGUUCGCGGACGUAUAUUACAAGAAUAACGUCGGCUCUCGCGUGACACUGCAGAGCCUCUACAUGGCUUUCGGUGGCACGAACUGGGGACACAGUGGCGCCCCCGUCGUGUAUACAUCGUACGACUACGAUGCGCCAUUGCGUGAGACUCGCGAGAUUCGUGAUAAGUUGAAACAGACGAAGUUGCUGGGCCUUUUCACCAGAGUUUCGGGUGGCUUGCUGCACACGGAGAUGGAGGGGAAUGGCACGGGGUAUACUAAUGACAGUAGUAUUUUUACGUGGGCCCUGAGGAAUCCGAGCACGGACGCUGGGUUCUAUGUUCUUGCGCAUGACUCGAGUCCGUCUCGCGAUGUGACGGACUUUUCGUUGAAUGUCAAUACUACAGCUGGUGCUCUCACCAUUCCGGAUAUCCAACUAGAUGGCCGCCAGAGCAAGAUCAUCGUCACGGACUACCAGAUCGGAAAGCAGUCCAGCCUGCUGUACUCAUCCGCCGAGGUUCUGACCUACGCCACUCUUGAUGUGGACGUGAUUGUAUUUUACCUGAACAUCGGCCAGAAAGGCCACUUCGCCUUUAAAGAUGCACCGGCCCAUCUGACCUACCAGACCUACGGCAACUCACAGGUCAGCUCCGCCAAGGCGAGUUAUGGGACCCAGUACUCGUAUACCCAGGGACAGGGCGCGACAGCUCUCAAAUUCUCUAAUGGUGUGCUCGUCUACCUGCUUGACAAGGAGACGGCUUGGAAUUUCUUUGCCGUUCCCACGACAUCAAACCCCAAUGUGGCUCCGCAUGAGCAGAUCCUUGCCCUAGGUCCGUACUUGGUUCGUGAAACUACGGUCAAAGGGGAUACCGUUAGUCUUGUUGGCGAUAACGCCAACACUACUUCCCUUGAGGUAUAUGUCGGGUCUUCCAAGGUCCGAGCAGUCAAAUGGAACGGAAAGAAAAUCACCACCAAGCGGACAGCCUACGGCAGUCUGAUUGGGAUAGCCCCAGGAGCUGAAGAUACAAAGAUCUCGCUCCCUGCCCUAGGGCCGUGGAAGGCUCAAAACACCAUCCCCGAGAUCCAGCCCGACUACGACGACUCACGUUGGACAGUCUGCAACAAAUCGAGCACCGUCAAUGCCAUCGCGCCGCUCUCGCUUCCAGUGCUCUACUCCGGCGACUACGGCUACCACGCCGGCUCAAAGCUCUACCGGGGCCGAUUCGACGGCCACACUGCCACAAGCGCCAACAUCACCGUCCAAAGCGGCGCCAGCGCCGGCUGGGCCGCCUGGCUGAAUGGAGCAUACGUCGGCGGUGCUCUGGGCAACCCCGAUCUGGCCGCGACCUCCGCUCUGCUGCCAUUUAAUGGCUCCACGCUGCGCGACACUGACAAUGUCCUGACCAUCCUCAUGGACUACACAGGCCACGACGAAGACAACGUCAAGCCCGCCGGCACACAAAACCCGCGCGGCAUCCUCGGCGCCACGCUGUCCGACGGGAACUUCACCUCCUGGCGCAUCCAGGGCAACGCGGGCGGCGAGGCGAACAUCGACCCAGUGCGCGGUCCCAUGAACGAGGGCGGGCUGUACGGCGAGCGAAUGGGCUGGCAUCUACCAGGCUACGAGGCGCCGCGCUCGUCUCCCACGUCCAGUCCCCUCGAGGGUGUCGCCGGCGGUGCGGGCACCUUCUACACGACGACCUUCCGCCUGGACCUGGCCGAAGACCUGGACGUGCCCAUCGGCCUCCAGCUCGGCGCGCCCAACGGUACCGCGGCUGUGGUGCAGGUCUUCAUGAACGGGUACAUGUUCGCGCACUACCUGCCCCAUCUGGGGCCUCAGACGCUCUUCCCCUUCCCACCGGGCGUGAUCAAUAACCGCGGCGAGAAUUCCCUCGCCCUGAGCAUGUGGGCGUUGACUGAUCAGGGUGCCAGCUUGGAUCAGGUGCAGCUCACGGCAUACGGGGUUUAUCGUACCGGCUUCGAGUUUAGUCGCGAUUGGUCGUAUUUGCAGCCCCGAUGGAAGGACAAUCGUAGCCAGUAUGCUAUCGACCUCGACUCCCCCGGCCGGCCAUUCGACAAUAUCAUUAACUUCCGCGAUGUCGGCCGCUCGGUUAACGAGUUCUGCGGGAAGCAAGUUCUAGCCGAGGGCAUUCUCUUCCGCAGUGCCAGGCUUGACGAUGCCUCCGAACGAGAUAAGCGUCGCCUUGCGGAUGAACUGCAUAUCUCGACCGUGAUUGAUCUGCGCUCAAGAACCGAGCAUGAAAUGGCGAGUCGCAAACGCCGCUCGGAAAAUGAGUCCAACCACUUUCGAGAGCCAUCCACGCCGCAAACCCAGAGCCCCGUUGAUGCCCAGGAACAUCUUCUGCUCAUUCCUGGGUGCCGGCGCGCUCUAAUCAGUCUUACAGGCAAGGGAUUCGAGCGGGCUCUGUUGUGGAAGCUGGAUUGGUAUAAUUACGUAAAAGUUAUCGCCCUAGCAUCAACGGGCUACCGCGAGACCGCAAUCAAGCUCGUCGGCGAGCAAGUCAUGCAGCCGCGCGGUCUGACCGGCCUAGCCCAGGACACGUUAGAGGCCAGCACCGCCGAGCUGCGAAGCGUAUUCGAGCUUCUCGCUUCUGACCAGACGUACCCGGUUCUCGUGCACUGCACGCAGGGCAAGGACCGCACGGGGCUGGUCGUGCUGCUGAUGCUGCUCCUCGUCGGGGAGACCGUUUCCCCCGCUGCGAUGGCGGACGACUAUACCCGGUCGGAGCCCGAGCUCGCGACUGAGUUUGAUGAGCGCAUUCGUGAGAUUCGCGCCCUUGGUCUUGAUGCGGAGUAUACGCGCUGUCCGCCUGGCUUUGUCGACGCGACUACGCAGUACCUUGAUCGGCGAUAUGGGGGCGUGCGGCAAUAUCUUACGGGCAUCGGGAUUGAUGCUGACAUGCAGGAGCGGAUUCGGCGCAAGCUCAUCUUUGGUGGGAUAUAG